This is a messenger RNA of Recurvomyces mirabilis, 1767 nucleotides long. RefSeq lists its product as uncharacterized. The record is from RefSeq and is a predicted model, not a curated record. NCBI's taxonomy places the organism in Eukaryota, Fungi, Ascomycota, Dothideomycetes, Mycosphaerellales, Teratosphaeriaceae. The transcript is spliced from 2 exons. Bases 1 to 1767 code for a protein of 588 amino acids. Gene Ontology annotation, molecular function: CoA-ligase activity.
AUGCCCUUCGAACCACCAUCAUGGACCUUACCACUGCCCGAGGUGCCCACAUCUGUCUCGAUAGAGACGUUCAUGUGGGAUGAGAACUACGGACGGCACCCAUUGGGCUACAGUCAAGACCCUUUCACAGACGGUUUGACGGGACGAACAUACAAUGCUUUCCAGGUCAAGGAGCGAGUCGACCACUUAUCAAGAGCUUUGGCCAAAGAGUUCGGCUGGCGACCAGAUCAGGGCUCGGAGUAUGACAAGAUUGUCGGCAUCUUCAGCUUGAACACCAUCGACUAUGUUCCAUUGACUUGGGCGGUGCAUCGAUUGGGUGGCAUUGCGAGUUGUGCGAGCGCGGCAUACAACGCAGAUGAGCUGGCGUAUCAGAUGAAGGAUUCGGGCGCGAAGACCAUCUUCACCUGUGCAGCAUUGCUCGCGACUACAUUGAAGGCUGCGCAGAAGCUUGGCAUACCGAAGGAGAAGGUUUUCAUCCUGCCCAUGGCCCCUGCUAUGCAGCAAGGCAUAGAUGUCUCUGCGCACAAAGACCUCGAAGCUUUUAUCGCCGAAGGCGCGAAACUGGCACCUACACAAAGCACCGAUAAGACAUGGAGCAAAGGCGACGGCGCGAAGAGGACGGCGUACCUCUGUUACAGCAGCGGUACUAGCGGUCUGCCCAAAGGCGUCAUGAUCAGCCACAGCAAUGUCAUCGCCAAUACGUUACAGAUCAAGACGCAUGAGGUGCCCACUCGUGAUGCGAUCAUGAAGAAGAACAAUCUCCAGUCAUACACCGAGACAGUUCUGGGCCUGCUACCAAUGUCGCACAUUUACGGUUUGGUUGUCGGUUCGCAUGCAGCUGCGUAUCGUGGCGAUGGAGUGAUCGUGCUUCCAAAGUAUGACUUCAAAUUACUUCUGCAAACGAUCCAGGAUUACAAGAUCAACAUGUUGUACUUGGUACCACCAAUGAUAAUUCACCUGACCAAGUCGAAGGAGAUACUCAAGAACUACGAUCUGUCGUCCGUGAUAGCAUGUUUCACUGGCGCAGCUCCACUAGGCAAGGAGACGGCAGACGAUUUACUCAAGAUCUUCCCCAAGUGGGCUGUGCGACAAGGGUAUGGCUUGACCGAGACAAGCACCGUCGUCUGCUCAACUGUACCGGAUGAUAUUUGGUUCGGUAGCUCUGGCUCGCUAUUGUCAGGCAUGAAGGUGCGGCUAGUGACUGUUGAAGGUAACGAGAUCACAGGCUACAAUCAGCCUGGUGAGCUCUGGGUGGCUUCUCCUUCGGUGGUGCUCGGCUACCUGCACAACGAUAAAGCUACCAAGGAGACAUUCAUUGAUGAGAAGGAUGGCCGGUAUAUGCGUACAGGCGACGAGGCUAUGAUUGCGAAGAGCUCGAAUGGCUUUGAGCAUAUCUUCAUCACUGAUAGGAUCAAGGAAUUGAUCAAGGUCAAAGGCAACCAAGUAGCACCAGCCGAACUCGAAGCACAUCUCCUCACCCACCCGGCUGUCAACGACUGUGUCGUCAUCGGCGUACCAUCAGAUCGAGAAGGCGAGGUUCCUAAAGCAUUCGUCGUCAAAGCGCCCGGCUCGAUCGAGGAGAGCGAUGCGUUGCUCAAGAGACAGAUUGCCAAGCAUGUUGAAGACCACAAGACAGACUACAAGCGAUUACGAGGCGGUAUCGAGUUUAUUGACGAGGUGCCCAAGAGUGCUAGUGGUAAGAUCCUACGACGGCUGAUACGAGAUCAGGAACGAGAGAAGAUGCGGAAGCAAGGUGCCAAGUUGUAG